UGGAACUGUCGCGUUUAAUAUAAUCCAGUUGCAGUAUCAAGUAGGAGUACAAGUUGCAGUACAUUAAAUGUACAAGAUUCAUACUAUGAACAUCAAUUUGGAUGUCAUAAAGAACUUAAGGACUAGCUAUUUACAAACAAUAACGUCAAGUUGGAUCUUGGAUGUUAUAAAAGACUCAGUUACCAUGGCUACUCCCUAUGUCCCUCCCAUUCUUUAGCCAACGCUCGAUGCCAUCUCACCGGGACAAGAGCUCGCCGCCGGCGACAAGCUCGUGUCCAGCAAUGGCAGGUUCGCCCUCGGCUUCUUCCAAACCGACAGUAACAAGUCCUCCUCCAAUAGCACUCCGAACAUUUACCUAGGCAUCUGGUUCAACACCGUCCCCAAAUUCACCCCUGUAUGGGUUGCCAACGGCGAAAACCCUGUCGCGGAUCUCGCGUCGUGCAAGCUCCUAGUUUCCAGCGAUGGCAACCUCGCCAUCGUUGCAACGACCCAUGCCAAGAACUCCUCCAUGGUCUGGUCCAGCAAAGCCAACAUCCCAACCAACACCACCCAUGCUGUUCUCCUGGACGAUGGAAACCUUGUCCUGCGUAGCACUAGCACAACCAAUGCAUCAUCCACCAUUCUCUGGCAAAGCUUUGAUCACCCGACAGACACUGUUCUGCAGGGUGGAAAGAUCGGCUGGAACAACGCCACCGGUGUGAACCGCCGUCUUGUCUCCAGGAAGAACACCGUUGAUCAAGCUCCUGGCAUGUAUUCCUUCGAGUUGCUCGGACACAACGGCCCUACCUCCAUGGUCUCCACGUUCAACUCCUCGAAUCCGUAUUGGUCCAGCGGAGACUGGAACGGCCGGUACUUCAGCAACAUACCGGAGACGGUAGGACAGACAUGGCUAUCACUGAAUUUUACAAGCAAUGAGCAAGAGAAGUAUAUCGAGUAUGCAAUUGCAGAUCCCACGGUGCUAUCACGUACCAUACUGGAUGUCUCCGGCCAGCUGAAGGCGCUUGUGUGGUUCGAGGGGUCGCGGGAUUGGCAAACCAUCUUCACGGCACCCAAAUCGCAGUGCGAUGUCUACGCUUUCUGUGGACCUUUCACGGUCUGCAACGACAUCACAUUCCCCUCCUGCACCUGCAUGAAGGGCUUCUCAGUACAAUCACCUGAAGAUUGGGAGCUAGAUGACCGAACAGGUGGAUGUGUGAGAAAUACUCCGCUGCUCUGCAACAGCAAUAAAACUGCAGCAGGCACGGCAGAUAAGUUCUAUCCUAUGACUUCUGUUCAGCUUCCUGAUAAAGCCCAGAGCAUAGGAGCAGCUACUAGUGCAGAUGAAUGUGCAGCUGCCUGCCUCAGUAGCUGCUCAUGUACUGCGUAUUCCUACGGUGAAGGUGGCUGCUCUGUUUGGCAUGACAAGCUGCUCAAUGUACGACAACAAGGUAAUGGUGUUCUCUACCUUCGCCUUUCUGCAAAAGAAGUACUGGAAAGUAGGAGAAACAAUAGAUGGGGGGUGAUCCUUGGUGCUUCAAUUGGUGCCAGCACUGCUGCUUUGGGUUUGAUCUUUCUGCUGAUGAUUUGGAUCAGAAAAGGGAAGAGAUAUAACCUCACAAUGGAUAAUGUUCAGGGAGGCAUGGGAAUCAUUGCAUUUAGAUACGUUGAUCUCCAGCAUGCAACUAAAAAUUUUUCGGAGAAGUUGGGGGCCGGCAGUUUUGGUUCUGUAUUUAAGGGGUCGCUAAGUGACUCGACUAUCAUAGCAGUGAAAAGGCUUGAUGGUGCUCGCCAAGGAGAGAAGCAAUUCAGAGCUGAAGUGAGUUCCAUAGGGAUAAUCCAGCAUGUAAACUUGGUUAAACUGAUUGGGUUUUGCUGCGAAGGUGACAGGAGGUUACUUGUUUAUGAACACAUGCCAAAGAGUUCUCUUGAUGCCCAUCUCUUCCCAAGCAGUGGUGCAGUUUUGAGUUGGACUAUUAGGUACCAAAUAGCCCUCGGAGUUGCAAGAGGACUAGCUUAUUUGCAUUCUAGUUGCCGAGACUGCAUUAUACACUGUGAUAUCAAACCAGAGAACAUACUUCUUGAUUCAUCUUUCACUCCUAAAGUUGCAGACUUUGGAAUGGCAAAGUUUCUCGGAAGGGAUUUCAGUCAUGUCGUAACUACAAUGAGAGGAACCAUAGGAUAUCUUGCUCCUGAGUGGAUAAGCGGAACAGCUAUCACAUCAAAAGUGGACGUUUACAGCUAUGGAAUGGUUUUGUUAGAAAUCAUUUCAGGAAGCAGGAACUCCAGUAAACAAUCUUCGCGUGAUGGCGUGCAUGAAGCUUGUUUCCCCGUGCAAGUUGCACGCAAUCUUCUGAACAGAGACAUUGACAGUCUGGUGGAUGCAAACUUGCAUGGUGAAGUGAAACUGGAGCAGGUUGAAAGAGUUUGCAAAGUCGCAUGUUGGUGUAUUCAAGACAAUGAGUUUGAUCGACCCACAAUGAGUGAGGUACUACAGUUUCUCGAGGGUCUAUCUGAAGUUGAGACACCUCCAAUGCCAAGAUUGCUUCAUACUCUUGCAGGAGGUUUAGAUUCGAAAAUAAUGUAAUCACUAGUUUUGAUCGUUGUUCGUUCACCUAGGUAGUUCUACACGUCACAUUUCUCAUCUGCCGUUUAUAUCGUAAGCUUCCUUGCCGCUUCAUUAUGCCACCCUUGUAAUGAUUGUAACCAUUAUUCCCACUCCCAGCAGAUUGUUAAACUUACGUGUUACAUCCUAAUAAAUCAGGGGGAAACUUGACCUUUGGUCUGAA
Molecule: messenger RNA, 2765 nt
Organism: Oryza sativa Japonica Group (Japanese rice)
Lineage: Eukaryota; Viridiplantae; Streptophyta; Magnoliopsida; Poales; Poaceae
Product: G-type lectin S-receptor-like serine/threonine-protein kinase At2g19130
Biological process (GO): protein phosphorylation; recognition of pollen
Molecular function (GO): protein kinase activity; ATP binding
Source: RefSeq, a predicted model, not a curated record